Messenger RNA from Bursaphelenchus okinawaensis, 718 nucleotides. NCBI's taxonomy places the organism in Eukaryota, Metazoa, Nematoda, Chromadorea, Rhabditida, Aphelenchoididae. The record is from the annotation of a GenBank genome assembly.
AUGGUUUAUGGUGCGGCGUUACAUUAUGGUGUGAAAACAUACAAACUUAUAAAUGAAAACAUCGAUCGCGUGUCAGCGCGGACAAUAGAAACACAGAAGCAGUUGACCAAGAUGUUAAUUGUUCAAGUAAGAGUUUUUUGUACUUGUACAGGCGUGUUGGGGAAAAUACAAAGAUAAGGAAAGACUUUUGACAGAAGCCGACCCAAGUUGGCAUUUUUUGGCUUGAGCUUCGAGGUCUAAAUCAAGCUCUCGAACCGAGCUUAGGUCUUGCAACGGAAGUUUUGACUUGCGAAAAGUGCAAAACAAAUGUGAUUUUAAAGCUGCGAACUUAAUAAAUUGAGUACAGACUGGCUUUUUUUGCUAAUUUACAGGUGCUCAACUACUUUCUUGACAUUUUUCCGACAACAUAGAUUGUCUUUCUAGCUUAUUUUUAAAACUUCAGGCAAUCAUACCCUUUAUAACACUUGUUGGUCCGCUUUGUGGAGAUUUUCUAGGCAUUCUUUUGGGAGUGGACUAUGACGGUUUAGAAAUUACUGUGAACGGCUGCAUGUCAUGGAUCCCAGUAUUAGACGUUUUGUCAACAAUCAUCUUCAUCAAGCCCUAUCGCCAAAACCUAUUAAGUUUUUGGAAAAGAAGGAAGUCAUUGGUUAGCCAUUCAUCGAUGAGUGCACACAAUCGGACGCUGAAUGGAACCAAUAGGGUCAUUUCGAGUUUGUAA